CCAUUCCCUUGGUGCUUUGUCAUUUCCUUAUUGUCUCUCUCUCUCUCUCUCUCUCUCUAUCUGAGUUUUCUGUUUUCACCUUUUCUCAUUGUCAAAAAAACAAUCUCUGUGUUUUCUCUUUACUAUUUUGUUUUUUUAUUCAACGCGUCUCUUUUGAUACACACGGUUUUGGUAUCUUUCAUGUGUUUUUCAAAUCCACAGAUUUUUAUCUUUCUACCCUUUUAACUUCCGGUUCUAUUUUUUCUUGUUUUUCUGGUUUCCAUUCAAAACCCAUCUUCCAAAAUCGAUCAAUCCAUUCUCUUCAGCGUAAUUUUUGUUAAUCAUAACCAAGUAUCGGUCCUUUUGGAUAUCUCCGCUUGCUCUGUUUUUGUUGCUCUGUUUCUUGAGUUUCUUAAAAGAGUUGCGGAUUCUUGGUUAUUGAUUCUCUGUAUUCACGCACCAGAAGGAAAUAAAAAAGUGUAUUUCUUUUACACUUUUGUCUUUGAUUCAUAUUUAUGCUCUUUUUUUCUUUGUUUUGAAAUAUUCAUUAGAUUUUUGUGUGUUCCUAUCCUUCUCUCCUACCAAUCACGAACUGCAAAUCGUGGCCCUUAAAUCGCUAUUUUUUCGCUGUUUUAGCGUACCGAUCUGUCAAAACCGUUGCUUUCCCUCUCUUUUUAGUUACAACAAUUAACAAAACCCUUCGACUCUACUUUGUUGUCUUGUCUUCCCUUUUCCUUGAAAUUUUUCUCUUCGAAACCAGAACUAAAAAUGGGUACUUGCUGGUUUCUUAGAUUGGUUUUGAUUUUAGGCCUUUUAGGGAAUUGUGUUCAUGGUCUUGGUGUUAAUUGGGGAACUAUGGCUAUACGUAAAUUGCCACCAGAAACAGUUGUUGAAAUGUUGAAGGAUAAUGGGAUCCAAAAAGUGAAGCUUUUUGAUGCAGACCAAAAUACAAUGAAUUCACUUGCUGGUACUGGCAUUGAAGUUAUGGUUGCUAUUCCUAAUGAUCAGCUUGCUGUAAUGGGUGAUUAUAAUCGUGCUAAAGAUUGGGUCAAGAGGAAUGUCACUCGUUAUAACUUCAAUGGAGGAGUUACCAUCAAGUAUGUAGCAGUUGGUAAUGAGCCUUUCCUCUCAUCCUAUAAUGGUUCAUUCUUAAACACCACCUUCCCAGCACUUCGGAACAUACAGAAUGCCCUUAAUGAUGCUGGGGUAGGAGACUCCAUAAAGGCCACUGUACCCUUAAAUGCUGAUGUCUACGGCUCACCAGAUGACCAAGCUUAUCCAUCUUCUGGCAGAUUCCGCAGUGAUAUCAAUGACAUUAUGACCCAGAUUGUUCAGUUUUUGAGUCAGAAUGGAGCGCCUUUCACUGUGAACAUCUAUCCUUUCCUAAGUCUUUAUGGGAAUGAUGAUUUCCCAUUUGAUUAUGCUUUCUUUGAUGGGGCUCCUCAACCUGUUGUAGACAGAGGCACUGGGAUUCAGUACACCAACGUUUUUGAUGCCAACUUUGACACCUUGGUUUCGGCCUUGAAAGCAGCGGGGCAUGGGGAUAUGCCCAUUGUAGUAGGCGAGGUAGGCUGGCCCACAGAUGGGGACAAGAAUGCCAACACAGGUUAUGCUAUUAGAUUUUACAAUGGACUUAUACCACGACUUGUAGGCAAUAGAGGCACUCCACUUCGGCCUGGCUACAUUGAAGUUUAUUUGUUUGGUCUUCUUGAUGAAGAUGCCAAGAGCAUCGCUCCUGGAAAUUUUGAGCGCCAUUGGGGGAUCUUUCGUUAUGAUGGGCAGCCAAAAUUUCCUCUAGAUCUUUCUGGUCAGAAUCAAAACAAGUUUCUUGCGGGCGCGCGGAAUGUGCAAUAUCUUCCAGCUAAAUGGUGUAUGUUUAAUCCAAAUGCUAAGGAUCUUAGCAAGCUUGCAGAGAACAUUGAUUAUGCUUGCUCACGUUCAGACUGCACUGCACUUGGAUAUGGCUCUUCUUGCAACAGCUUGGACUCCAAUGGGAAUGCUUCAUAUGCUUUCAACAUGUACUACCAGGUACAAAACCAGGAUGAAUUCGCCUGUAAUUUUGAAGGCCUGGCCACGAUUACCAGUCAGAAUAUUUCCCAAGGGAAUUGCAAUUUCAUCAUCCAGAUUGUAGCUUCGUCCUCCUCCUCUCUCACCCUGCCAUUGAUGGCAUUUGUAACAGUAUUAUUAACUACUUUUAUAUUGUUGUAAGCUUCUCAUGCUUUUUGUCAUCGGUUUCUCAACCAAUUCAUUUAAUAACAUUUCACAGAACUUUAUUCAUC
Populus euphratica (Euphrates poplar) is the source of this 2258-nucleotide messenger RNA. RefSeq names its product glucan endo-1,3-beta-glucosidase 8-like. The record is from RefSeq and is a predicted model, not a curated record. NCBI's taxonomy places the organism in Eukaryota, Viridiplantae, Streptophyta, Magnoliopsida, Malpighiales, Salicaceae. The coding region runs from base 748 to 2187 and encodes 479 amino acids. Gene Ontology annotation, molecular function: hydrolase activity, hydrolyzing O-glycosyl compounds. The transcript is spliced from 2 exons. Gene Ontology annotation, biological process: carbohydrate metabolic process.